CGUCACGUGACUACAGGUGUUUGCUGGCUUGCAACACUCAGACAGCAUUGAAAGGGACGGAGGAGAGACAGCAUGCCAGCUGCCAUUAUGGAAAAUUCAGAAGGCCAAGAUGCCAUACAGGAACUGUGUGAUUCCAUGGAUGUCCUCCUGGACAAGGGAGCAAAGGCAGAUGAUCUGGAUUUCCUCAAAGACAUUCUCCUGGACCCUGCUGUUCUUGGAAUGGUUCAGGCAAAGGAAAACAUAGAGCGCAAGGCACGAGAGCCAAAGACCCUGCAAGCAUGUGACAUAUCAAAGGAGGUGCAAUUCGUCCUGGACAACAACCGGGAAAAGGGCAGCAGAGAGGCUGCAGCCCUAGAGAACAUCAUGCAGAACCCCCACUUCAGAGCGUUGAUGCAGGCCCAUGAUGAGGUGGCCGAUAAGCAGUAUGGGGACGACGUGUUUGACACAAUGCAGCUCGAUGCCCCUCCGCCGCCAGUGUUUAAUGCCAUCACAGAACAGAUUAGAUUUGUCACCAUCAGGAAAUCAACAACAGAACCGCUAGGCAUUACGGUCAAGUUGGAUGAGAUGAAUGACCUUGUCAUUGCCAGGAUCCUGUCUGAAAGUGUCAUCGACCGGCAAGGCUUGUUGAGAGUUGGUGAUAUCAUUCGUGAAGUGAACGGCUAUCCAGUGGCCACCCCAGAGCAUUUGAUGGACAUCAUUAUGGAAUCGGACGGCAACAUCAUGCUCAAGAUCGUACCAUCCUACAAUGACUAUGCCAACCCAGAACCAAAAUACAUGAAGGCUCACUUCACAUACGACCCGCUGAAGGAUCGGUUGAUUCCGUGUAAGGAUGCUGGCCUCCCCUUCCAGGAUGGAGAUAUACUGGAGAUCAUCAAUGAAGAAGACCCCAACUGGUGGCAGUCCCGUAUUGCAGAUGUCAAUGGUCCAACUGGGUUAAUCCCAUCCCAGUCGUUGGAAGAAAAAAGGAAAGCUUUUGUCCAGCCAGAUUUUGACUAUUCAAAAGGAAGUUUAUUGUGUGGUCUGACAAGGAAGAAGAAGAAGAAGUACAAGUACAACAGCAAGGCCAGUAAAGAGUUUGACAAGUGUGACCUGAUGAUCUAUGAGGAAGUUGUUCGGAUGGCACCAUUCAAACGUCGGAUCCUUGUGCUGGUGGGAGCACAUGGGGUGGGUCGUCGCUCGCUCAAAGAACGCCUCAUCAGGGAUGAUCCGAAGCGAUUUGGUGCCGUCAUGCCACACACAUCUCGGGCUCCAAGAGAAGGCGAAGAAAAUGGAAAAGGCUACUACUUCAUCGACAGAGAGACAAUGGAUGCUGAUAUUGAUGAUGCCAAAUAUAUUGAAUAUGGAGAAUUCAAUGGCAACCUUUAUGGCACAAAGAUAGAGUCAAUCUAUGAUGUGAUCCGCAGUGGAAAGAUGUGUGUGCUUGAUGUCAACCCAACAUCUCUCAAAGUCCUGAAGUCACCAGAGUUCACGUCCUACAUCGCAUUCAUUGCUGCCCCCAGCGUUGAGGCCCUCAAGGUCAUGUAUGAAGAUGGCAGGAAGCUCUUGAGGGGCACUAAGGACAAAAGAGGAGUCAACAUGGUGGAACUGAGAUCGGAGGAAGAUUUUAUCCGUACAGUGCAAGAAAGUGCUCAGAUCGAGCAGGUAUACAAGGCAUAUUUUGAUGAGACCAUUGUCAACGACCGCUUUGAAGAAACAUAUCGAUCCAUACGCAAAUUGUUAGGGGACAUGGAGGUCCUUCAACAGUGGGUGCCAGUCAACUGGGUCUACUGAGGCAUCAUCAGAGAGACAUGUGUCUGGUGGAGAUAACAUCACCAGAAAAACAGGAAUUGUCUGGAACAUGGCAUGUUGAGGCAGUGCUUUGAGUGUAUUGCGGAUAGCUCACAAUGUGUUUCAGUGUUGCUGGGGAUGUACCAAGUCAACCCAUUGUGGGUCGUUCAGAUCAUCUGCCUUGUUUGCUAUCAUGAAUAGUGCAGUUGUAGUCACUUCACCAUCACCAAAACCUCACCCUAAAAUGAGAAUUAUGGAAUUACUUAAAAUCAGGUCAUAGCAACCGGAAUGCAGCAUCAUUCAUUGCGACGAAGAAAAACUGUCAGGCUAUAUUCAGAAUAUUGGUGUAGGAGUUUCUCAGGCAUUAUAUGACUGGAUGCAGUUUGUAUGCGGAUAUAAUAACAUCACUAAACAUAUUUAUAGCUUGACUUUUACUAUCAUUGUUUAUGGAGAUGAACGAUGAGUAGAGUUUACAGGGCUGAUGUUGUUUGGCAGAGCCCUUUUUGGUUUAAUCUUGAAUUGUAUUGUGGUGCUGAAUUAGGUUUACAAGAAGAUUGUGUUAGGUGUUGGUGCGCAUUACAAGUGCCAGAUGUGGGUUGUUGAUCCUGUAGUUUUGAAACAGAAGUUAUGUAAUAGCAACUCAAGGCAGAAUAUGCAUGUAACCAUGGUAACACAAAUAAAACGAGAAGCAUUAUCGAGAAGUCACAAAAAUCAUCUUGGUGAAGGUUGUCUGAAUGGCAUUCUAAUGAUAAGAAAGAACUACAUCAUUUUGUUAUUCACACAAAAAAUACAGAAAACUUUCUUUUGAAUAUGGCCAGUGUUAUUGGAGAAUGGGUGUUGAAAUUGAAUCCAGAUUCAGGGGCAUUAUGUUUACCGUUAUGUUGUGGUGACAACUUGCUCGCCCAGGUGAAAAUGGUGUGCGUAUCUUCUAACUAAUCUAUUAUUUUCUCUUUCAUGAAAUAAUGACAAUCACAAGUUUCCUGGUGGAUGUCUUUUUCAUAUGAAAUUAUUGAUAGAUUUCCUUCUCCAGUGCUGUAAUACAUGUGAUUGGAAACCCACCUUGAUUGAAAUAAGGCUGUUUAACAUUGGUUAACAAGUAAAGACUCUCUGAAUAAGCCAGGAAAUGUACAAGAUGCCAGUAACAUUACACGGACUGAUGGCUCCAGUUUCUGAUUCUGGACACAUCCUGGUCUGUUGCUGGGAUUGUGUGUCCGAGUCGUUAAAUAUAGUUUCCUGAAAAAACAACCUAGUAAUGUUUUUCCACUCCUGAGGGUGUAUGUAAUAUCCUUACCACCUGUUAUUCAGACACCCGUGAAGAUCAGCAAACAUGCUUGUAAGUGGCGACUAACAGGAUUGGGUGGUCAGGCUCAUGUCAUCGUAUCCCAGUUACAUGUGUCGAUGCUCAUGCUGUUGAUCACUAGAUUGUCUGGUCCAGAUUUGAUUAUUUCCAGACCGCCAUCAUACAGCUGGAAUAUUGCUGAUUAUUCUGUAAAACUAAACUCACUCACUCACUAUUCAGAUUUGAACCAUUCUUGAAUAAGUUGUCAAAUUGUCUUUGUUGUUGCUGUGCAGUGUCACCAAGGUUACAAGAACAGGAACCAUCAGUCCUCAGUAUAUCACCUGAAGCUAGGUUAACAUGGUGUCUCUUGAGUUAACAUGUUCAUGCUUCAGUUAACCUGUUCAAAAUAAAGUCAACGUAUUUCAGUUUACAUGUGAUUUGUUUGAAACGUUCAUACUUUGUUAAGAUAGCUGGGCCAAGACUUUUGAAUAAACAACUGAAACACAAAUAUGCUGAAAGUGUGCUUUGCAAUGGUGGUUUGAAACAGAUUCUGGGUCAAUGGUUUCCUGAAUGAGAAAAACUGAAGUAAUAUUCGUGUUGUUAUCGUUGAUCCUCUUGCCAUUUAUUUGUGUCAACAUUUCAUGUUGUAGAAACUAUAUUUAUGUAAAACAGGUAUUUGAAAAAGACACCUACUAUUUUCUCACCGAUAUUGUUAGUUACUGAAAGUGCGUGUGUUAUGGCGUUCCUUUCUAAUUGAUGAAAAUAGAAUUUCCAAGCUAAGUCUUACCCUGCGUUCUUAGGUGUGAGACACUUGUACUUACUUGCAGCAAAACACAUUUUUCAACCCUGUUUGUUCGUACCAACUAUUUACAUGAUGCUUUCAUAUUUGUUGGCACUUGUGCUAAGGAUUAACAUACAAAUAUGCGAAAUAUUUGAUAAGAUAGAGAUGAGAGGUUCAUGAAAAAUAACCAAUUUUUUUUUAGUAUAUUGGCUAUACUUCAUAUUUAUGGGUAUUAUUUAAUGUAUUUCACAAUAAAACUUCAAACAUUGAUUUUUGCUCAUUUUGGUAUCUGUAGCAAAUAACUAAGACUUCUGUAUAGUCCUUAAUGCAUGCAAGAGUUACUUCCCUUACUCUGCAAGACAAUAUAUAGAAUGAUCAGCAGUGCUUCUCCUUGCUUAAAAUGAGUAAUCCAAUAUUUGUUGAUGUAUUUGUUCAGUUUUCUGUCACUGUCAUUUUAAUCAGUUUAAUGAUAGGAUUGAAUGGUACGGUAGAAUUAAUUAGGACUGUGUGUAGGUGCAUUUGAGAAAUAUUUGUUUUGCAUAUGUGGGCCAAUAUGAACUGGAGUAAGAAAUAACGUUUGUAUGCAGAUGUAAUAAAAAAAAUAGAAAAUAUAAUUGGUACUAACUCAUAACAGUGUAUCAUUUUGAAAAUGCCUGUUGAUGAAACGGGGAAGGAAACAAAAGAACUUUUUGUUAUAUUAUUCUGUUAUACAAGAAGCAAUGGCCACGCCUAAUUGGAUAAUUAUGUGUAAUUGUUCCAUAUUAUGCCUUUAUCAAAUCCUGAACUGCUCUUAGUAGCAGAAUUGUGUAAUCAGCAAUAUUUCCUGUGGGAUCCGUGUAUAAUUGUUGUUGUUGUUGAUGUACAGAUGUAUCAUUGUCAUACUGUAUAGCCACUGCUGCCAUGUUAAUCAUUCCAGAUUCUUGUCAUGUAAUACACACAGACACAAUAGAUGCAGGUCAUUCCAACGGGCUUUGGUGUGACAGGUGAAGCAAAAUGAAAACUUUGUAAGGUAUUCUGUCUGGUAUGACAAUAUUAGUUUGUUAAGGCCAAAUAAAUAAAGGUUGUGGUUUCGAUUACAAUUCUGUAAUAUUUAGGGUAGGUAGGUAGGAUUUUAUUUAUUUUUUUACGUUUUUUUACAGGAAAGUACAAACUAAUAACACAUUUAUCAAUGUGUAAUUGUUUAUUCAAUCAAGCUUGUGGCCAUCAUGUCGACUUUCUCUAUCAGAAUAACUAAUGGUGCUGGGGAAGUAACAGUGGUAUCUGAAAGCUUAUUUUAUUCAUGCCACUUAAAAAUAUAGAGUCGGCACCAGAAUUCAAGGGUCGGUCGGGUAAUCCGAACCACAACAUUUAUUUUUUAGGCCUAAUCUACAGUUGUGAUUGAUACAGUUUGAAGUGAGAACAAAAAUUAUUUGUUCUUCUGUUACUGGUUGAAGCAUAGGACCUGAAUGUAAUGCCAGAAUCGGAGAUAUCUGUAGAUAAUGUCCGGUGGCAUAAACUUUGAUUCCUCGGAACACCUGGCCCAGGCAGAUUUCAUAUUCCUGCCGUUUUGUGAUUUGUUUUACAUAGUAUUAGUAUGCUCAAUAGAAUUCAAGUAUAUUUCUUUUCAACCAUUUAUUGUUAUCAAUCAUUUUGAACAACAGUUGGUGCAUUAUAAGAAUGUUGUGUUGUAAUUAUCAUAUAUGGAGUUGAUUAUUGUUUUGGAGUUUCACUGCUGUAGAGCUGAUUAAUGAUUGCAAAGCUCCAAAAAUUAAGUCCUAUCUACAACAGAGUCUGUCGGUUUUACUUUGUCCCUCCCUUUGUAUAAGAUGGGUAAGGGGGUACAGGCAGCAACUGUGUAUAUAGUAUAUCUUGUCAAUAGUGCCUUGCACCCUUGGAUGAAAUAACCCGACAAGAUUACCAACACAGUACUGUCCAACAUGUCUUAGCAUAUAAAACUGUAUGCCCACUGUCAGUAAUUUUUAUAUGCUUAUAAAUAUUUUUUCUGACAAGAUACCAUUUUUGAAUUUGAAAAAAAAAAUGUUUAGAAGUUCUUUCUUUGAGUUUUCAUAUCAACUUACUAGUUAAUGUAUUUUCAAUUCGUGAGGACUUCAUCAUUACUAUGCUUGUUAGGCAGCAGCUAGAAUUAGUUAAUUAGUUCAUUGGUAGAAUAUACCUUAGAAUCAAAAUGUAAAUUAUUUGUGAUCACUUCUAAAGCAUUCCUUAUGGAUUUGUACAUACACUAAUAAUGACAUCAUAAGCCAGUGUGAACUUAGUGACCUUUGCACUCUGACCUAUGCACCAAAUAACACAGUGUGCUGUCACAUUAUUUUUAUGAAGAGUAUAUUUUGAAAAAUGAGAUGUGAUAUAUUGAAAUUUACCUUACAAAGUUGUGUAAUUUAUGCAUUGUGUAACUCCCUCCAGAUUGUCAGUGCCUGAUUCUAGUUUUCUAAAACCUGGAUGGCAAAAUAUUGUCAUGUUAACUGUACACCUGAAAUAUUUGUUGGCGUUUUUGUUAAGAACUGUUAGAAUGUUUUCCUGCCUGACCUAAGAUGUUCUCAUGGAUAUACUUGUAAAAGUUAUUUAAUAGACUUUCAAGAAUUGUUUUCAAUUUCAAUAUUUCUACAUUUUUUCUGUUUCUUUACUCCAUUUGGGAUUGAAUCAGUUUUGUAAAGUGAUUGUACAGACUUUACUAGUUUAUAUCUAUUAUCAUAUUUGGGAAGAGAGUUUUAGAAAUUAUAUAGUACAGUAUUUAGUAUAGAUGUCUUCCAUUAGAAUACAAUUAACUUGGGUUUUUAAUGGUGGAAUAAAUCUAAGCGUUGUAUCUGUUAUUAUAAAAGUGAUUUAUCUAUAUAAAAAGGUUGAAACAUCAGUAACAUCGCAGUCUGUGCUUUAAACUUGGGAAUAUUGUCUAAUUUGCCGAGUUGAUGUAAUCUAGGGUCAUGUUGAAUAAUUGUUUAUAUUGUGUAUUAUGAUGAACGGGCUGUUAUAAACGCACCAUAGAUUUAACUUGGUUAUGACAAAUAUAAGGAUUGCAUAUAAAUGUUAAUUGGGAUCCGUUUAGUUGUGAUCUGGAAAGAAUUUGUAAGAUGUGCAAAUUUAUAUUGAAUUUUGUGAACGUUUCUGACUAGUAUCAUGUCACAGCUAAUAGAGUAAUAAGGCAAAACUUGUAGAGGCCUUGUCAUUGAGCAAUAUUCAAUCCUCACUUAAUAUGGUUGUUUUAUAUUUGAUGAAAUUUAUUAGUCGGUACCAGGCAAAUGAAAACCCUCCAUCCUUCUUAAGGAAUAUUGUUAUUCCUAUUGUUAAACAAGAUAACACCUAUUUUGCUAGUAAUAUAAAACACAACACCUAUUUCAGUAGUAGCAUAAAACAAGAUAAUACCUAUCUCGCUAGU
This is a messenger RNA of Haliotis rubra (blacklip abalone), 7197 nucleotides long. Its product is annotated as protein PALS2-like. Lineage: Eukaryota; Metazoa; Mollusca; Gastropoda; Lepetellida; Haliotidae. Gene Ontology annotation, molecular function: protein binding. Gene Ontology annotation, cellular component: cell-cell junction; plasma membrane. The record is from RefSeq and is a predicted model, not a curated record.